This is a messenger RNA of Paramuricea clavata, 575 nucleotides long. Lineage: Eukaryota; Metazoa; Cnidaria; Anthozoa; Malacalcyonacea; Plexauridae. The record is from the annotation of a GenBank genome assembly.
UAUGUUUACACAACAUAACAUGAUGACGUCCUUCCUUAAUGAUACAUGGGAAGGGAGAUUCAAACCUACUCCGGAAAUUGCCGAUUUGAUCCCGAAAAAUGACGAAGAGGCGCGCGAGAUGUACUUAAAGUAAGUUCAGUUGUGUUUGUAGCUUGUAAUGAGUUUGUCUGACGAUGAUUGCUCUGCCUGGAAUGCCGACAUUGUGUCUUCUCACAAUGCCUAUACUAAGAUGUGCUGGAUACUGCUUUGCCAGAUAGCAGACGGUACAGGAUACUAGUCUACUUUUCUAUCUAUACUGAUGGCGGUACUUGGUCAAAACGACACUAACCACAUCUCUAGCCUACACCACUCCUUUUUUUAUAGAACGUCAGACAUUAGCAAUGAAGUGAUGAAACUCAUAAAUGAUGAGUCAAAAAACGGUCAAGUGUUAGCUAUCACAAAGAAUCCGGAUGAUUGCACUCUGGUGAAGGUUGAAAACGUUGAGUUGAAAUAAUUGACGUUAUGUACACUAUAAAGUUGCAAAUUUAAUAUUUAACGAAAAGCAAUUUGCCAAUAAAAUCCCAUCUUCUUACAGG